UUGUUUUGUUCAUCAUCACACAACGUUUUGUUGAUUCUGUUUUGGUUGGUUGGUUGAUUGUCAUUUCUAAAUUUAUCCACGAAAAAAAAAUCAUCAAUUUUGUGAAAGGAUUCAUUCCUGACAUACAUUUUUUUCAUUCGAAAAGAUUUCGCAAACAACUCACUGCUCUCAUAAUGGAUUUUUCAUCAUUAAAUCAUCUUAAGGUUGCUGAUCUUAAACAACAUCUUCGACAACGUGGUCUAUCUAUAACGGGAAAUAAAACCGAAUUGAUUCAACGUUUAGGACAGGCUUUGGUGAAUGAUUCAGGAUUGUUGGCUGCAUCGAAUUCGAUUCCUCAAACAACAACAACAAUUUUGCAACAACAACAAAUUCCAUUAAACGUAUCGAAAAUAUCGAAUAAUAAUGAAAUCGAUGAAGAUGCUAUAUUGGGUGAUGAUGAUGAUGUGGAUGAUGAUGUUGAUGAUGAAACAUCAAAUUCAGAAUUGAUUGAUGAUAAAAUUCCAAAUGAAGAUUUAUUACUUGGUGAUCAUAUUCAUACUACAUCAUCGACUAACAUAUCGGCUGAUACAUCAACAUCGAUUAACAACAGCGAAACUGAACAAAAAUCCAAAACAAUGAUCAAACAAACAUCAACAACAGCAAAAGAUUCUUCAAAUUUGGCUGAAUCAAAAUCAAUGACAACAACAACAACAACAUUGAUACCAUCAUUAAAACAAUUGGCAACAAAAAUAACAUCGAUACCAUUAACAUCGGAAGAACGUAAACGUUUACGGCAAUUAAAAUUUGCCGAUCCAAAAUUAGUGAAUCGUGUACAAAGAUUUGGUGCACAACAACAAUCAACAAUCAAGAAAUUAAUCGAACCAAGUGAAGAUGGAAAAUUAUUAAAACGUGUUGAACGUUUUGGUGAAAUUGUUUCGAACAAAGCAAAAACAUUGAAUGAACGUGAACGUAUAGAGCGACGAAAACAACGAUUCGGUGCUGGUGGUGCUAUUUCGACCGGAAAGGUUUCCGCUGUUGGAUCAUCAUUGCCCGCAUCAUCGGAAAAUAUUCGAAAACGACAGGAUCGUUUUGGUGUUGUUGAAAAACCUGUUUCGAAUCAAACAUUAUCAAAUCAGAAUAAUAAUUUUAAACGUCGUCGUUUUGCUUAUUAACAAAUCUUUAAUUACCCGCAACUUUGCUUCCUAUUCAUCAUCAUGUUUCUUCAUUUAGCUAAUCCUCAAGUCUCUAUCUUUC
Messenger RNA from Dermatophagoides pteronyssinus (European house dust mite), 1233 nucleotides. RefSeq lists its product as uncharacterized. Lineage: Eukaryota; Metazoa; Arthropoda; Arachnida; Sarcoptiformes; Pyroglyphidae. Gene Ontology annotation, cellular component: nucleus. Gene Ontology annotation, biological process: poly(A)+ mRNA export from nucleus. The record is from RefSeq and is a predicted model, not a curated record.